Molecule: messenger RNA, 3244 nt
Organism: Sabethes cyaneus
Lineage: Eukaryota; Metazoa; Arthropoda; Insecta; Diptera; Culicidae
Gene: AP-1-2beta
Product: AP-1 complex subunit beta-1
Exons: 5
Coding region: 81-2873 (930 amino acids)
Biological process (GO): vesicle-mediated transport; intracellular protein transport
Cellular component (GO): membrane coat; clathrin adaptor complex
Molecular function (GO): clathrin binding
Source: RefSeq, a predicted model, not a curated record
AUCGAAAAGUGGUGACAUAAAAGAAGCUGUCGGGCGUAUUUUCGUUUAAUAAAAAACUUCGCAUUUUCGAUUCGCCAGGGAUGACCGAUUCCAAGUACUUUACCACCACCAAAAAGGGUGAGAUAUUCGAGCUGAAAUCCGAGCUGAACAAUGACAAGAAGGAAAAGAAAAAGGAAGCAGUCAAAAAGGUCAUUGCCAGCAUGACGGUUGGCAAGGACGUAUCGGCACUGUUUCCCGAUGUCGUCAACUGUAUGCAGACGGACAACCUGGAGCUAAAGAAGCUGGUCUAUCUGUAUCUGAUGAACUACGCCAAAUCACAGCCGGAUAUGGCCAUCAUGGCCGUUAACACAUUCGUUAAGGACUGCGAGGACACCAAUCCGUUGAUCCGAGCGCUGGCCGUUCGCACGAUGGGCUGCAUCCGAGUGGACAAGAUUACGGAAUAUCUGUGCGAGCCGUUACGCAAGUGUUUGAAAGACGAAGACCCGUACGUGCGCAAGACGGCUGCCGUCUGUGUGGCCAAGCUGUACGACAUCUCCAGUUCGAUGAACGUUUCCCCAUUCCAGGUGGAGGAUCAAGGAUUUCUGGAUCAACUUAAGGAUCUUCUGUCCGACUCUAACCCGAUGGUGGUGGCCAAUGCCGUAGCAGCUCUUAGCGAAAUCAACGAAGCAUCGGCAAACGGACAGCCUCUGGUCGAGAUGAAUUCGGCCACCAUCAACAAACUGCUCACCGCGUUGAAUGAGUGUACCGAGUGGGGUCAGGUUUUUAUCCUGGACUCGCUAGCCAACUACACUCCCAAGGAUGAGCGGGAAGCUCAAUCUAUCUGCGAGCGAAUCACACCUCGUCUGGCUCACGCAAACGCUGCAGUUGUGCUGAGUGCCAUUAAAGUUCUAAUGAAGCUGCUGGAGAUCCUCGCCUCCGAUAGUGAUUUUUGUGCGAUGCUCACGAAAAAACUAGCACCACCGCUGGUGACUCUUCUCAGCUCUGAACCGGAAGUCCAAUAUGUAGCUCUCAGAAACAUCAAUCUGAUCGUUCAAAAACGUCCCGAUAUUUUGAAACAUGAAAUGAAAGUAUUCUUCGUCAAAUACAAUGACCCCAUCUACGUAAAACUGGAAAAGCUGGACAUUAUGAUACGGUUAGCCAAUCAGAGCAACAUCGCUCAAGUGUUGAGCGAACUGAAGGAAUAUGCCACCGAAGUGGACGUAGACUUUGUGCGCAAAGCGGUUCGUGCUAUCGGGCGCUGUGCCAUCAAGGUUGAACCAUCUGCCGAGCGAUGCGUCUCAACGUUGCUGGAUCUCAUCCAAACGAAGGUGAACUACGUCGUGCAGGAAGCCAUUGUCGUCAUCAAAGACAUCUUCCGUAAGUACCCUAACAAGUAUGAAAGUAUUAUCAGCACUUUGUGCGAAAAUUUGGACACUUUGGACGAGCCGGAGGCUCGAGCUUCCAUGGUUUGGAUCAUCGGCGAAUAUGCCGAACGUAUUGACAAUGCGGAUGAGUUGCUGGACAGUUUCCUGGAAGGUUUCCAGGAUGAAAACGCACAGGUUCAACUGCAGCUGCUCACAGCGGUGGUGAAACUAUUCCUCAAACGCCCGGCUGACACCCAAGAACUGGUACAACACGUUCUAUCGUUAGCCACACAAGAUUCGGACAAUCCGGAUCUUCGUGAUCGUGGUUUCAUCUACUGGCGUCUUCUAUCAACUGAUCCAGCCGCCGCAAAAGAAGUGGUUCUCGCGGAUAAACCUCUCAUCUCGGAGGAAACGGACCUUCUAGAACCAACCCUACUGGAUGAAUUAAUCUGCCACAUCAGCUCACUGGCAAGUGUUUAUCACAAACCACCAACUGCGUUCGUUGAAGGUCGUGGCGCUGGAGUUCGCAAGAGUCUCCCGAACCGGUCGGCUUCAGCCGCUGGUGAAGAAGCGGUUCCAGAGGCGACCGUCAUUCCAAAUCAGGAAUCUCUCAUCGGAGAUCUUCUAUCGAUGGAUAUUGGGGCCCCGGCAGCACCGGCCGCGCCCGUUGCCAACACAAGCAACGUUGAUCUGCUCGGCGGUGGCCUGGAUAUCCUGCUGGGAGGAGGAAAUCCGGCCGCUGAAACUACAAACAAUACAGCCGCCGCAACUGCCGGUGCCGGUGGUCUGCUGGGAGACAUCUUCGGAAUCGGUCCAGCCGCCUCAACAAACAUGAUUCAAAUCCCGAAAAUCGUUUGGUUGCCUGCGGAUAAAGGCAAGGGUCUGGAAAUCCAGGGCACCUUCUCGCGCCGCUCAGGCCAAAUUUACAUGGAUAUGACUUUCACCAACAAAGCAAUGCAAGCCAUGACCGGUUUUGCCAUUCAACUAAACAAGAACAGCUUCGGCUUAGUCCCGGGUGCCCCACUACAAGUAGCCCCACUUCAACCCUCUCAAACGGCAGAAACCUCCCUAGCGAUCGGCACGACCGGUCCCGUACAGCGAAUGGAACCACUGAACAAUCUUCAAGUCGCCAUCAAAAACAACGUAGAUAUUUUCUAUUUCGCUUGUCUGGUUCACGGUAACGCCCUGUUCGUCGAGGAUGGGCAACUAGACAAGCGUGUAUUUUUGACCACCUGGAAGGAGAUUCCCGCCGCCAACGAAAUUCAGUACAAUUUACAUGGUAUCAGCGGUACGGCGGAUACGGUUGCUGCCAAGAUGACCGCGAACAAUGUGUUCACCAUUGCCAAGCGCAACGUGGAGGGGCAGGACAUGCUGUACCAGUCGCUGAAGUUGACCAACAACAUUUGGGUACUGCUCGAGCUGAAACUGUCCCCCGGAAGCCCCGAUGCGACGCUCAGUCUUAAAACACGCUCCGUCGAGGUGGCUGCAAUCAUAUUUGCAGCCUACGAGCAGAUCAUUCGAUCUCCCUAAACUGUUUAAUUAUAAAAGGAAUAAAUUGUUUCAUACAACAGUGGUAUAUUAGGAGCGGAUGAAGCAUCAAAGCAUGACUAUCCAACGUAGUUGACCGCAUCCGUUCUCAUGUUAGGGGCGAAGAUUUCUACUGAUUCCAAGAAGUAAGCUAAUCUGUACUAACUUUAACUCUAAAUACUAAAAAGUAAACACGGCGCGCGUUGCCACAUCAUAAUAAUCUAUUAUAUCAUGUCUAAUCCAAGUGUAAUCAAGAAGAAGCGAACGAACGUCAUAAAUUGGAAGUAAAAAUCAGGAAGUGAUUACUUCAGGUGAAUAUAUUAUGCAUUAGCAAUUUGUUAGACAAUAUAAUUUACUGAACAAUGUAUUCAUCG